CGCUCCCAUGGCAUAUGGAGGUUCCCAGGCUAGGGGUUGAAUCCGAGCUGUAGCCACUGGCCUAUGCAACAGCAACACGAGAUCCAAGCCACAUCUGCAACCUACACCACAGCUCACGGCAACGCCGGGUCCCCAACCCACUAAGCAAGGCCAGGGAUCGAACCUGCAACCUCAUGGUUCCUAGUCGGAUUCGUUAACCACUGAGCCACAACAGGAACUCCUAUAAUGUUUUAAAAGGCAAUAGGGAGUACUAUGAUCAGCAACAGCUAGCCAGCUAGUUCACAGAUGACAAGGUAUGGUAGCCAGAAGCCAGGGUUCAGUAGAGCAAAGACAGAACAGGAGUGGAAGCUCUUAAAAUUGAGUCAGGUACCCAAGAAGGAAGGAGAAAGUAAAGGAAGAAGCAGAUAGCUCAGUCUCCAGGCAUUCUUUCUGCCAUAGAGCUCUAUGCUAUCUUUCCUCUCCCCAGACGAUGCUUAUUACAGACAUGCAUGUGACUCACUCAGUCACCUUUCAGUUUUUGUUUAGAGGUCACUUUUCCAUUGAAGCCCAUUUAAAAAUCACGACACACUUCUCCAUUCUGCACUCCCCUUCACAUACACAAAUUCCCUAUCCUGAUCCUAUUAAUUUCCAUCAACCUUAGUAAAUUUCUAACAUUUUACAUAUAUAUAUAUGCAUUUACUUUUUAUUAUCUAUCUCCUCCAGGAGAAUGUAAACUCAAUUUAACAGAAAUUAUUUUAGUCUGUUUUGUACACCGAUAUAGCCCAAGCAUUUAGAACAGCGUCUGGCACAUAGUAUUAUUUGAUAACUAUGUAUCGAAUUAAAAGAAGUUAUAUAGGGUUGAGAAAAACUUGAGCACAUUUAUGUCUUAGGAAGAAACAAAGAUUCUUCAAACAAUGGAGCAAAAUAUUAUAUAUUUCUUAAGAAACAUACCCUAUGAAAUGGCAGCACUAUGCUUUGAUUUCCUGUUUGUUUUGCUGCGUUAGCAAUUUUCCCUAAUGUUUAACAGGUUUUCUAACCAUGUCUUCCUCUUUAGAUUAUUUUCUUUUCGGCCAACACUUUUUUCCCUCAUCUGCAUAAGUAAAACAUUGGGCUUUUUUUGAUCAGUGAAAUAUAAUAUUCUCUAUUUCCUGUUAUUUCCCUCCUUUAAAAAUGAUAUUCUGUAUCAUUCUCAUUCUCUGAGAUUGCUAAACUUUUAUUCAGAUUAGAAAAGUAAAGCUCCUUUGACUCUAAUUCCAAACUAACCCAUAUUAUAACUUUUUUUAAUUCUAAAGUAAACUUUAUGAAAUUAAGACUGUUACCAAAAGGUCCUUAUGUAUUUAGCAAUUUCAGCUUUUUUGAGUCUUCAGUAUAUAUAGUUUCACUUUGUAUACAUGCUCUAAGUGGCUUGCAAUGAGACCUAAUCAAAAAAAAUUGGGACAAAAAAUGGAUAAUGUACAUUGGUCAUUUAAGAAUCACCCUCGGAGACUAGAAGUUUUUGCAGGCAUUCUCCAGUAAUAAUCAGAUUUCAAUCACUGACUUCAGAGUAAAAUCCAAAAACAAUCCAAAUAAGACAAACUUGAGGAUUUUUAAGAGCCACAAAGAUCACUGUUAGAAGGAGGGAAAAAAAAAAAGACUAGAAGCAGAAAGAAAUCUGGAAAGGUUAAAUCUACAAAAGUGCUGGAAUACAUAGAGUAGAUCAAAUUCAUCCUUUGCUGGUGUUGUUAUUGUUACAGUAGCUUUGUGUUCAUCUUGAUUGCAACUACCGUCUUCUUUAUGACUUUAGUUUCCUCUUGGUUUUUUCGAUGCCCAGAAGAAAUAUUUGUUUUGGUGACGUAAAUUUGACUUUUUUUCUUCCCACUGCUAAAUCUUUGUCAGAUUAAACUGUGAAAGGAAAUAAGUAAACCUGAUGGCAAACCUGUUCUUGCAAGUAGAUCUCUUUGGCAGUUCUCUUUCGGUACUUUUUCUGUUGUAUGCAGCUAAUUCAAUAUACCAUAUCAGUAAAGGGAAUUAACUGGACCUCCGAUGACUAACAAUACAUCCGUUAGUGUACAAAUGGACUGGAUGAUGCAAACCACACAAGCUGCAGCUGGUAGCUAUGUGGGCAGUAUUUUUCUCUUAGACUAGCCAAUACUCAAUACAGAAGUAGCUCAGUGAGUCUCAGAGGGAACAUUUCAAUACGAAACAUAAAAUGAGGAACUGCGAAUUUGUAGUGGAUUCUGAUUAUUUAGAAUUACAGAUUUUAAGGAAUGAAAUGAAAGAGGAGGAAACAGGAAAAAAUUAAUCAGGUAUCUUGGGUUUCUUGGUUCCAUCCUUUCCUACAUCUUCAGAAGAAUUUAACAUGUUAUCUAUUAAUAUAUAAAUAUGUUCUAGGACCUCUCACACAUGAAAACUUUCCAUUAUUUAUUUAUUUAUUUAUUGUCUUUUUAGGGUUGCAUAUGGAGGUUCUCAGACUAGGAGUCGAAUUGGAGCUGUAGUCUUUGGCCUAUGCCACAGCCACAGCAACACAAGAUCCAAGUCUCAUCUUCGACCUACACUAUAGCUCAGGCCAAUGCCAGAUGCUUAACCCACUGAACAAGGCCAGGGAUUGAACCUGCGUCCUCAGGGAUUCUACUCAGAUUCGUUUCAGCUGAGUCAUGACAGGAACUCCUCCAUUAUGUUUCACAUGCCUUUCAAACCACUACCUGAUUUCUUUUAUCUUUACCAGGCAUCUGAAAAGUUGUGUCCUCUCACUGUGUGUCCAUCUUUCCUUACAUGCCACAGCUGGAAUAGUGCUUCUAAUUACACUGCUUUUCUCAAACUGUUUUCAUGAGGGCCAUACACACUCUCCACUGGGCCAAAUUCAGUGGUCAUGCCUUUCAGUAUUCACUUUGUUCAAUUUCUAUGUGACAUUUGGAAAUACUACUUAAUCUAUUUUGAAGUUCUAUCUCUCUUGGUUUUCUGGGAAGCUGGCUUCUGCCUCUCCUACUUCACUGCCUAUGAUUUGUCAGUUUGUUGGUUGGCACCCAAUUCUCCAUCUACCCUUAAUGCCCAUGUCUCAAGUUUUCUCAUGGUAUUGUCUCUCUCUCUCUUCUUUCUUCAAAGUUGCAGGUUGAAUGAUUUCAUUCAUUUACAUGGCUCAAGCAAUCAUUGAUAUCUUGACAUACCUCUUUCCAUCAGACUUCCUGAUGGUCUGAUGUAGCUAUUUUGAUUCAAUCUUCAGAAAAAACUUUUUUAUUUUAAUUCCUGUAAUGCUCAAAACUGGCAAUCUUACUCCAUCCCUGGGCUGCAUGAAAUUAAAUGUUUCAUUGUUGAACUCCAAUCAGUCAUAUAAUGCUUAAGCCAUUACAGUUUCUAGAAAACACACUGGAAUCCUUUUAUGAAGCUAGGAAAAUCUGACAAAUUCCCAAAUCCUCUUAUGAAGCUAAGAAAACCUGGCCAAAAUAGCCCCAGCUCAGUUGAAUAUAAUAUGAAGAACAAACAUACCUCAAUCAUGAAUAUAGUUGCAAAAUUCUAAGUUAAAUAUUAGCAACUUGAAUUUAACAUCAUGGUAAAUUUGUGGUUUCUUCAGGAAUGCAACAAGAAAAAACAUGACCUUGUAAAUAGAUGUUAAGUAGUCAUUUGAUAAAAUUGAAAAUUCAUUCUCAAGCUCAGGCUUGAAAUGCAAACAAAUAUGAUUAGAACUAUAGGUUAUCCACUUAUAGAUAUUUUUCUCUUUUUUUUUUUCUUUUGACCACACCCAAGGCAUGUGGACAUUCUCAAGCCAAUGAUAGAACUUCAGUCACAGCAGCAACCCAAGCCACUAUAGUGACAAUACUGGAUCCCUAUCCUGCUGUGCCACAAUAGAACUUCUAUUUUUCUGCUGAACAGAUAAAUGUCCUUUUGGAGUCCUUUUUUGGACUCUAAUUUCACUAAUUUUUAAAAAGGGUCUAGAUAGUCAAUCCUCUGCUUUAAAAUAUAUCUCUACAUUUCCUUUUCAUAAUAUUCUUUUUCCUUGUAAUUACACAUUUAACAUCUGUUUUCUCCACCAGACUUAAACCACCUUGAAGAUAUGCAUUAUUAUGCACAAAGAGUAGCUUAAUAAAUGCGAGUAUGCAUGACCAGUUACAGAAUUUGUGGGUUCAAUACAAAGUGAAAAUGAGAGUACCCUUGUCCAAAAAUAAUUAAGAAUUUCAAGACAAUGAGUACCGAGAAUUAAACCAAGCCCAGGGCCCUUCUAAGCACAGGCCCCAUGUGUUCUACACAGAACACAUGCCCAUAAAGAAGUCCAAUAAGUGUGUGUGUGUGUGUGUGUGUGUGUGUGUGUGUGUUUGAAAUAUGUUGAAUAUUAUGCUUGGAAAAUUAAAUUAUAGGAAAGUCAAAAAAUAUCUAUAGACAGAAUGAUAGCUAGCAUUCAGAUCUCAAACUAUAUGGUCAUGUUAAGCUGGUUAAAAAUAGUUCAGAUCAUUGUCAAGAAAAGAUGUUUAGGUUACCAAUAAUGACUAUUUUGAUUGAAGAUUAUAGAACAUUUAAAAAGACAUUGGUUAACCUUUAACAAUUCUCUCUCUAAAUUGACAUUCAUGUUGUUUUACUUGCAUUUUUUUUUGAGUACAUGGUAUUAUUCAUUCCAAGAAUGUUGUCUUCUCUCUUAAUAUUUUUUUAUUUAUUGGUUAUAAUUCAUAAACUUUAUAUACUAUUUUGUUUCUUUAUUGACUUUUCUGCACAAUUCAUUGUCUAGGAGUGAGCAUAAUGGUAACCACUCCAUUUUUCUAAUCACAAAAUAUUGGCAUAUAAAAAUUCACAAAACAUUUUAUCCUUAUCUAUCUGUCUUAUGAAAAUAAUAUUCAGCCUAUCAAAAUCUCAAUCACAAAUUUAAGACCACAUUUUGGACUUUUUUUCAAAUGGUAUUAAUUCUACCAUAGACAGAAAAAUAAUUUGAUGUAGCUGGAGUGUGCCCAUCUUCAUGUCACAAUAAAAAUGCCAAAUCCUUUACAUUUUCUUUAGAGUGAUUUUUCACACUUGGGGCCAGAGUCCAGUGAGGAAUUUACAUCUCCUCUCCUGGUGUUCUGAAUAAUUUCCCCUCAUGCUUCCCAAAAGUUUGCUUAAGCACGAGCCCUUGUUCAACCAGGUUUUAUGGUGACCGCAUGAAACAGGAAGACAGAUUUCCUGUUGAGCAAGUUAUUGAUGGAUGCUCUUUUAUCUGUCCCUGGAAAGUUUUUUUUUUUUUUUUUUUAAGUGUAAGCUGCAUGCAAUUACAUAUCUUAAUACUGCUUUCAAGAAUUUGAAAUAAAUCAAUAACCAACCUUGUGUUUAGUUAUAGAAGUCACUUUUAUAGUCCAGCCUCCUAUUUCUCUACACCCCACCUCCACCUUGGUGUCAUUCCCAUGGAAAUACUUGGCUUCCCCCGCCUUCCCAAUCUGCCUCCUGUUCUCAUUUGCUUCUCUCGUUCUCUUCCCCUUUCCUUCUAUUUCUUUUCUGCCUCCACAUCCUUUCUUUCCACACAUAUUCCCAUUCAUCCAUCUCCCUCAACUGUGCUCUCUCAUUCUUUCACUUUCUGGAUGGCUUUGUUGUGCUAGAUACUCUUUUAAGUGGAAGUCAGCUUGGCUGGGCAUAAAGAGGAAAAAGGACAUGCACUGUAGAGGGGGUCAGAGAGGGCAGUGGGACCCAGAUCAUACAGGGACUUGAAAGCCUGGUGUGCAGAAAGAAGUGACCAGAAGGUGGUCACAGAGGGUGGCAAAUGUUAAUCGGAUGUCCUGCUGCUAUGAAGAGAAUGUAGGGGGUGUGGGCAAGAGCAAGAACUGGAAGAUUCCCUAGACAGCAGGGUUUUAAUGGUUAACCAACAGGCAAGUCACAGAGCAGAUUCAGAAUGGACUCAGGAUUUAUUUUAGAGGUAGAGUUGACAGAACCUGCCUAUAGAUUGAGGGUGGGAAGUGAGACUAAAAGAGGUGUCAGAAAUCCAAGCUUCAGCCUUAAGUGGGGCUGUUUCACCGUCUAUUUCAUUGUUUUUGUCUUUCUCCCUUUUUUUCCCCUCUUUUCUUUGUUCACACUAGAACAAAGAACCUGGAGCGCUCACAUUCCCAGGGUAAUGAAUCUCACUUGGGUCUCAAUUUAUAACUCACAAACUCCAGAAAGCUUUCCUGAGGUCCCCACACUGGGACAAAGGCACAUCCACAUGAUACAUGGCCCUGUCUCUCUCCUGGCAUUAAUUUCUACAUUGUUCACAAGGAUUUUUAACACAGGAAUUCCAAGUUGUGGACUCUUGAGCCGGUAUAGAGUAGGUUUGGAUCCAAGCUCUGUUACUAACCAGCUAAGUGAAUGCUGGCAAAUGCUUAAGGAAGUCUCAGUUCCCACAUCUGUCAACUGCAGAUAACAAAAUGGUCUACCACCAAGAAAAUUUUGUAUGAGAGGAUAUACAUAAAAUGCUUAGCACAAUACUAACACAGAGCAAAGGCUAAAUAAAUGAGAGCCAUAAUAUUAUCACUGUUAUUACUUUACAUUACCCACCUUCACUUAAGCAACACUUUUGUGGAAUAUCAGAAAUCAAACAGAAACAGAAAAAUACCUAAAUAAUUCAGUCCUGGAAAAAAUAAAUGAACUCCUCUGUAACACAGUCAAGAUGGAUAAUUUAAUUUAUGAGCCAAUUCAGAUAGAUGCAGUCAUUGUCAUUAACUAUUAUAGUCAGUCUCCACUCCCUUCCAAAGAUAGCAUUUACCAGAUUAGGCGGACCCACCUGAUUAUUUUUCUUUGAGGUCUCACCUGGGCAGGUGCAUAUACAAAAGACAGAGAGGAAAGUGACUUGAGCAGUAGGAGAGACUGAGGGCGUGUCCCUCUUAACAAUUCUUUACUUCCUUUUUUUUUUUUUUUCCCACUAUGCUACUUGGCAUGGUCCACUACAUCCGCGGCAAAAGCUGCACCGCCUCUUCCCUGACGUCCACUUGCAAUAGCCCAGCUUUCGCCCUACACAUUUGUGGCUUCCGUGGACAUAUUAGCAACCGAUGCUUUUAGAUCUUAGUAAAAGCUAGCUUUGUCAAGGCGGCAAGAGGUCAUCUGGAGUCUCUUGCUUCGAAUAGCCCUGAUUCAGAAAGCCAACUCAUUCCUUCUGCGGUGCUUUGGGAAUUCGCGCCCUCCUCUGGUCUUGGUCCAGGCGCACAGGAAGCGCUAGGGGAGGACGCAGGUGACCAGGGGGCGGUGAAGGAGCCACAGCGAUUAACUCAAAAGAUUGAACCUGCAGACCAAGCUCAAAGUAGAAACUGAAAGUACACCGCCGGCUGAUCCUACGGAAGUUAUGGGAAAGGCAAAGCGCAGAGCCGGGCCGUGGUGUGUGCCGCCCCCUCGGGGAUGGAUGAAACAGAAGGCGCGGCGUGGGUAGGAGGAACCAGCGGCAGAGACAGCCCUACCCGGCGUGGACUCUCGGCAACUCCGCGGAAGACCAGGGUCCGGGGAGUGACUAUGGGCGGUGAGAGCUUGCUCCUGCUGCAGUUGCGGUCAUCAUGACCACGCCCGCCUCCCGCAGACCAUGUUCCAUGUUUCUUUUAGGUAUAUCUUCGGAAUUCCUCCCCUGAUCCUUGUUCUGUUGCCAGUAGCAUCAUCUGAUUGUGAUAUUGAAGGUAAAGACGGCGGAGUGUAUCAGAAUGUUCUAAUGGUCAGCAUCGAUGACUUGGAAGCUUCAUUUUUAUAUCGUGCUGCUCGAAAGUUGAAGCAAUUUAUUAAAAUGAAUAUCAGUGAGGAGUUCAAUCACCAUCUAUCAACAGUUUCACAGGGCACAUUAACACUGUUCAACUGCACCAGCAAGGUUAAAGGAAGAAAACCACCUUCCCUGGGUGAAGCCCAACUCACUAAGAACUUGGAAGAAAAUAAAUCUUUAAAGGAACAGAAAAGACAGGGGGACUUGUGUUUCCUAAAGAUACUACUACAGAAGAUAAAAACUUGUUGGAAUAAAAUUUUGAGGGGUGCUAAAGAAUAUUGAGAGAUGUGGAGUGGCAAUAUAAAAACUCAAGAGUUUUAAUUGUAUCCUCCAAGAAUCUAUCUGCUCAUGCAAUUCCCCGGGGUAAAGUGCCUCCUGGAAGUGACUGAACGCAUGAUGGUAAAAAUGGAAUGGAUUACAUUAAUACUAGUGCUAGAAGAUGGACAUAAACAAUGGAAACCAAAUGCUGCAAUCAACAAACUGUUGCACAUGUAUGUGGACAUGUACCAAUUGGUAUUAAUUCCCAGCUGAUUUUAGUAAGACAAUCCAUGUAAGAUAUUAGUUGCAAUAAUACUUUUUAAAUCUGUUUAAAAUGUUCAGAAGAAGACAUGUAAGUUCUAUGAAGUAUAUACAGGGUACAAGGAUUAAAAAUCAACAUUGAAUUAUUGCCAAAAUAGCUUCAUGGCCCACUAUGCAUCGGUAUACUGCAGUGAGAGUGGAAAUUGUCUUCUGUGCUAGAAGUGUUUCCAAGUUAACAGUGAGAUACGGAUAAGGUGCAUGAGAACAAGAGUCAUGCACCUUAAAGAAGCAGUAAGCAUAGGAAAGGAGUCCAUGAUACUUAAGAGAGGUAUCAAGAGAUGUAAUUAAACAUGAAUGUAUAACACAGUGCCUUUAAUAAAUGAUUCAGCAAAUGUUUUAAAAUGAAAAUAAAGAAUAAUUUCACAAAAAAAGUCAUCUGUUCCAAGGAUGCUAAACCAUAGUACUGAAUUACUUUUGUCAUUUAUGUGUAAUAAAAAUUGUCUAAAUGAGUUUGCCAUUUGGGAAGUAUAUUUUUAAGAGAAUAAUAUAUGUUGGCCUUUUAAUUAAUGGACUGUAUAUUUAAUUUUGACAGUAUAUCUGUAUAUAAAAUAGUUUCAUACCAUAUUACAAAUUGCUUCCUUUGGAUAACAUUUCUCCUGUGAUAAUAAAUGAUCUAUGUGUUAA
This is a messenger RNA of Sus scrofa (pig), 8821 nucleotides long. It is a transcript of the gene IL7, whose product is annotated as interleukin 7. Gene Ontology annotation, molecular function: interleukin-7 receptor binding; growth factor activity. Gene Ontology annotation, biological process: immune response. The record is from RefSeq and is a predicted model, not a curated record. Gene Ontology annotation, cellular component: extracellular region. Lineage: Eukaryota; Metazoa; Chordata; Mammalia; Artiodactyla; Suidae.